AUGGGAUGCUGUGUAGCAAAAAAUAAUAAUGACCUCCUCCCUCCAGCAGCAAAAGGUGUAGCAGUUCCAAAGGAAGAAGAUUUGACAUUAGAAGACAAAAUCAUUUUAGAGCAGGAAAAAAAGCUUCACUUUUCCAGACUUUUGAGCAAGGAAAUAGUGAAAUCUAUCAAAGCAGAAUCUUUGCAGAAUUCCUUAAGUUUGCCUCAGCUCAAAAGAGUUUUUCAUGACCUGCAGAUCCCUGAAUCUGAAUUAUACUGAUUUAUAUAAAAUUCUAUAAAAAUAAAGCUAAAUGCUUUAUUUUUCUAUAUAAUACAGUUAUCUAUAACUUCUCCAGACACUCCUACAUAUCAUCUUUUAUCAAAGGUCAAAAAUGAAAAUAAGCUUUAUGACACGAAAAAACUGUCACUCAUAGGAAUUGUCAUAGGGAUUGGAACAGCUGAAGAAAAAGCUGACUGGCUGUUCAGACAGUUUGAUGUAGAUGCAACUGGGAUGCUUGAUCCUUCAGAAAUCGAAGAAAUGCUUGGAGCUAUGGUCGAUGUAUGUGCCAAUAUAUUGCCUGUGCUUGCUAAAGGAGAAGGGAUAGGAUUUAUGAACAAAGAAGACAUCGAUGCUUAUAAAGAUAAGCUGAUCAGUGGAAAAGAUGAGUUUAUAAGGGAAAUCACAAAGCAGCUUCUUGUAGAAAAGGAAAUCAGCCAGCAUGAAUUGACUAUGAAGCUCGGAGAUAUCAACAACUCGCUUAGUAAGCUGUUGUAUAGCUAUGGGGUUAGGUCGCUACUAAGAAAAUAUGUUAUGAGUUAA
Messenger RNA from Blepharisma stoltei, 798 nucleotides. NCBI's taxonomy places the organism in Eukaryota, Ciliophora, Heterotrichea, Heterotrichida, Blepharismidae. The record is from the annotation of a GenBank genome assembly.